AUGAUGGGCCGCAACUCCUCCACAUCCUCGGCCUCCCGGUCGGAUAGGACCAUCGACUUCGACGCCGAGCUGGAGAGCCCAUUCGGGCGGCUCGAGACCCUCCGGCGUUCCGACCUCCGCGAGACCGCCUACGAGCUCUUCUUCAUGUCGUGCCGCUCGUCGCCCGGCUUUGGCGGGGGCCGGAGCGCGCUCAAUUACUACACGUUGGAUGGCGGCGGUGGGGACGGGUCGCCGACGAGCGGGGGGCCGAAGGGUGGGACGGGGAUGAUGGUGGUGAACAGCAGGAUAAAGAAGGCGCUGGGGCUGAAGGCGAGGCGGCCGGCGCCCAUGCGGACGAUGAGCCAGUCGGGCGGGAACGGCGGGCCGAACUCGCCGGGGAAGUUGAGGCGGCCGAUGACAUCGGCGGAGAUCAUGCGGCAGCAGAUGCGGGUGACCGACCCGAGCGACAACCGGCUGCGGAAGACCCUCAUGAGGACCCUCGUCGGGCAGGUAGGUAGAAGAGUAGAGACGAUCAUACUUCCUCUAGAGCUUCUCCGCCAGUUAAAACCAUCUGAAUUCAACGACAUGCAAGAGUACUACCAAUGGCAGAGGCGCCAGCUGAGGAUCCUAGAAGCUGGCCUCCUCUUAUACCCCCCAAUCCCCCUGGAUCGGCUCAACUCCUCCGCGCUCCGUUUGCGGGAAGUCAUCCGGUCGAGCGAGCAAAAGCCCAUCGACACUAGCAAGAACUCCGAAGCCAUGCGCAACCUUUGCAACUCCGUCGUCGCCUUAGCAUGGCGUAGCACCAAUGGUUCCCCCACCGAAGUGUGCCAUUGGGCCGAUGGCUACCCCAUGAACGUCCACCUCUACUCGGUUCUCCUCCAGUCCCUCUUCGACCUCCGAGAAGAGACCGUGGUCCUGGAUGAGGUCGACGAGCUCACUGAGCUAAUGAAGAAGACAUGGUCCACAUUGGGGAUCAAUAGGAUGAUCCACAAUGCAUGCUUCACCUGGGUGCUAUUCCAACAAUAUGUCAUCACCGGGGAGAUCGAACCAGACCUAAUAUGUGCAGCAUUAGCAAUGCUCGUCGAGGUGGCCAACGAUGCAAAGAGGUCCGACCGUGAGCCGAACUACUUGAAGGUGUUGUCGAGCGUGCUGACGGCGAUCCAGGGAUGGACGGAGAAGAGGUUGUUAGAUUAUCACGAGAAGUUCCACAGGGGAACUUUGGGCAACAUGGAGAAUAUACUUUCGUUGGCACUCUCAACGACAAGGAUCAUAGCUGAAGAUGUUCCAAGUAUGGGGACCGUGAUGGGCAUGACCGCGUCGGGAAACCGGGUGGAUUACUACAUAAGAUCUUCCAUGAGAAAUGCAUUCACUAAGAUAUUCGAGAAUGGAGCUGGGUCUGCAGACAGCAUGAUCGAAGCAGAACAAGAUCCGAGUGAAAUUUUGAUAGAGUUGGCCAAAGAGACGGAAGAACUAGCGCUCGUUGAGAGGGAAACUUUUAGCCCGGUCCUGAGCAAAUGGCUGUCAAAUCCGACCGCCGCCGCGGUGGUGACCAUCCACAACUGCUAUGGUAUCGUGCUGAAGCAGUACUUGGCCAAGGUCACUUGCCUGACAAACGAUUUGGUUCGGGUGCUCCAAUCUGCUGGACAGCUGGAGAAGUUCCUGGUUCAGAUGGUUGUCGAGGAUUCCGCAGACUGCGAGGAUGGUGGGAAGGGGAUCGUGAGGGAGAUGAUCCCAUACGAAGUGGACAUAAUUGUUGUGAACCUCCUCAAGACCUGGAUAGACGAGAGGCUAAGGAUUGGAAAGGAGUGCGUCAAGAGAGCUAAAGAAACAGAGAGCUGGAUCCCGAGGUCCAAAAGCGAGCCUUACGCCCAGUCUGCUGUGGAUCUGAUGAAGCUGGCCAAGGUGACAGUGGAUGAGUUCUUUGAGAUUCCAGUGGGAGCCAGGGAUGACAUGGUCCAAGACCUUGCUGAUGGACUGGAGAGCAUCUUUCAGGACUACAUUUCCUUGGUUGCAUCGUGUGGGAGCAAGCAAACCUACGUUCCGGCACUCCCCCCACUAACAAGAUGCAGCCGGGAUUCCACGGUGGUCAGGCUAUGGAAGAAGGCGUCGAGCCCCUGCAAUGCGGGCGUGGAUAUGCCCAAGGUGAGCAUGAAUGCGGAAGGGCACCAACCAAAGCCGUCAACGAGCCGUGGCACGCAGCGGCUCUACAUCCGGCUGAACACCCUCCACUAUGUCCUCGCCCACCUACACGCGCUGGACAAGUCGCUAUCCUUCUUCUCCCGGGGCCACGGUCCAUCUCCCAGCAUCCGCGCCGCCAACAGCAACCGCCGCCUCGCCCCCUCCUACCACUUCGACCUCGCCCGCUCCUCCGUCCAGUCAGCCAUCCAGCAUGUGUCCGAGGUGGCUGCCUACCGCCUUAUCUUCCUGGACUCUCACCAAUCUUUCUACGAUGGCCUCUACCUGGGCGACGUCGCCGAUGCCAGGAUUUGCCCGGCCCUCCGCAUCCUCAAACAGAACCUCACCCUCCUCAUCUCCAUGCUCAUCGAUCGGGCACAGCCGGUCGCAGUCAAGGAGGUGUUGAGAGCUGCAUUCGAGGCAUUCCUUAUGGUGCUGCUCGCCGGCGGGAGCGAGCGGGCCUUCCUUCGGUCCGACCAUCAGAUGAUACUGGAGGACCUGCGGAGCUUAAAGAAAGCAUUUUGUACAUGCGGCGAGGGGCUCGUGGCGGAGGAGGCCGUCGAUAGCGAGGCAGAGGUGGUGGAGGGGAUAGUGGGGCUGAUGGGCCUGCCCACGGAGCGGCUAAUAGAGGAUUUCAGCAUCGCCGCCUGCGAAGCGAGCGGCCUCGGGGGAGCAGCCCAGAAGUUGCCGAUGCCUCCGACGACGGGGAGGUGGAACCGGACCGACCCCAACACGAUACUGAGGGUGCUGUGUCAUAGGGUCGACGACACUGCCAACUACUUCUUGAAGAAGACCUUUCUGCUGCCAAAAAGACGGUGAACGAGCGAUAGCUCCAAUCAUUGGUAAGAUUACCGUCAAGUGUAACGAACUUUACAGAGCGAGAGAGAGAGAGGAGGGUGCUGUGAACGUAAUGGGAUAUAGAAUCUAAUUUUUUACCUUUUU
Messenger RNA from Elaeis guineensis (African oil palm), 3096 nucleotides. Its product is annotated as protein unc-13 homolog. The record is from RefSeq and is a predicted model, not a curated record. NCBI's taxonomy places the organism in Eukaryota, Viridiplantae, Streptophyta, Magnoliopsida, Arecales, Arecaceae.